AUGGCGUCGUGGAAACCGGAAACCGAGGUUGAAUGUUUCAAUGUCAUUUUGAAUCGCAAUCCUUCAUACGGCUUUGGCAUUCUAAUUCGACGUGGUCUGUCCACACAGAGAAAAACAUUGCAAAAAAACGGACAAUUUCUGGAAUCCCGCUCUCACGUUCUCUAUGCGGAACCCGGACCAUGUGGAAUUCGGUGUGGUCUACUUCCAGGUGAUCGACUAUUGGCUGUGAACGGCCAAUCUGUCGAGGGAUUUGUUCGAAAUGAAGUGAUUCAGUUGAUUCGGUCAUCCGGCACACAAAUCACUGUCCAGGUGCAACCCAGUCCAGAACUUGUCGAGUUCUCACUACGCUACUUGGUCCCAUUCACGGCCGUUUCGCCAGCGCCUGAAGCCUAUCGCGUGUGCGUUCGUCAGCAUUUGGUUGAGAUCGGAAGUCUGCGCCAUUUAUCGGAAGAACUGUGCAAGGCAAGUGCAGUUGUUAUGCUGUUGCCCUAG
Echinostoma caproni is the source of this 492-nucleotide messenger RNA. Lineage: Eukaryota; Metazoa; Platyhelminthes; Trematoda; Plagiorchiida; Echinostomatidae. The record is from the annotation of a GenBank genome assembly.